This is a messenger RNA of Neomonachus schauinslandi (Hawaiian monk seal), 1994 nucleotides long. RefSeq names its product abhydrolase domain containing 16A, phospholipase (gene ABHD16A). Bases 71 to 1747 code for a protein of 558 amino acids. Gene Ontology annotation, biological process: monoacylglycerol catabolic process; phosphatidylserine catabolic process. The record is from RefSeq and is a predicted model, not a curated record. The transcript is spliced from 20 exons. Lineage: Eukaryota; Metazoa; Chordata; Mammalia; Carnivora; Phocidae. Gene Ontology annotation, cellular component: endomembrane system. Gene Ontology annotation, molecular function: glycerophospholipase activity; monoacylglycerol lipase activity.
UGGAGGCCGGGAAAGGGCGGGGCCAGCAGGGGGACCUGCUGCUGGGAGAGCGGCGGCUGGAGCGGGGGCCAUGGCGAAGCUGCUGAGCUGCGUCCUAGGCCCCCGGCUCUACAAAAUCUACCGGGAAAGGGACUCGGAAAGGGCCCCGUCCGGCGUCCCUGAGACUCCAACUUCAGUCACUACCCCCCCUUCCAGCUCCUGGGAUACGUACUACCAACCCCGUGCCCUGGAGAAGCAUGCUGACAGCAUUCUGGCACUGGCUUCAGUCUUCUGGUCCAUCUCUUAUUACUCCUCUCCCUUCGCCGCCUUCUACUUAUACAGGAAAGGUUACUUGAGUUUGUCCAAAGUGGUGCCGUUUUCUCACUAUGCUGGGACGUUGCUACUACUUUUGGCAGGCGUGGCCUGUCUCCGAGGCAUCGGCCGCUGGACCAACCCCCAGUACCGGCAGUUCAUCACCAUCUUGGAGGCAACGCACAGGAACCAGUCUGCCGAAAACAAGCGGCAGCUCGCCAACUACAACUUUGAUUUUAAGAGCUGGCCAGUCGACUUCCACUGGGAAGAGCCCAGCAGCCGGAAGGAGUCUCGAGGGGGCCCUUCCCGCCAAGGGGUGGCUCUGCUUCGCUCAGAGCCCCUGCACCGGGGGACAGCAGACACCCUCCUCAACCAGGUCAAGAAGCUGCCUUGUCAGAUAACCAGCUACUUGGUGGCGCACACCCUGGGGCGCCGGAUGCUGUACCCUGGCUCAGUGUACCUGCUCCAGAAGGCCCUCAUGCCUGUGCUGCUGCAGGGCCAGGCCCGGCUGGUGGAAGAGUGUAACGGGCGCCGGGCGAAGCUGCUGGCCUGUGAUGGCAACGAGAUUGACACCAUGUUUGUAGACCGGCGGGGGACAGCAGAGCCCCAGGGACAGAAGCUGGUGAUCUGCUGUGAGGGGAACGCGGGCUUCUAUGAGGUGGGCUGCAUUUCUACACCUCUGGAAGCCGGAUAUUCAGUUCUGGGCUGGAACCAUCCAGGCUUUGCUGGAAGCACGGGGGUGCCAUUUCCUCAGAAUGAGGCCAAUGCCAUGGAUGUGGUGGUCCAGUUUGCCAUCCACCGCCUGGGCUUCCAGCCCCAGGACAUCAUCAUCUAUGCCUGGUCCAUCGGCGGCUUCACUGCCACGUGGGCAGCCAUGUCCUACCCAGACAUUAGUGCCGUGAUCCUGGAUGCCUCCUUUGAUGACCUGGUGCCCUUGGCCUUGAAGGUCAUGCCAGAUAGCUGGAGGGGCCUGGUGACCAGGACCGUGAGGCAGCAUCUCAAUCUGAACAACGCAGAACAGCUGUGCAGGUACCAGGGCCCUGUGCUGCUGAUCCGCAGAACCAAGGAUGAGAUCAUCACUACCACGGUUCCCGAGGACAUCAUGUCCAACCGAGGCAAUGACCUCCUGCUGAAGCUCCUGCAGUAUCGGUAUCCCCGUGUGAUGGCAGAGGAGGGUCUUCGAGUGGUGAGGCAGUGGCUGGAGGCCUCCUCACAGCUGGAGGAAGCCUCGAUCUACAGCCGUUGGGAGGUGGAGGAGGACUGGUGCCUAUCUGUCCUCCGCUCCUACCAGGCAGAACACGGGCCUGACUUUCCCUGGAGUGUGGGGGAGGACAUGGAUGCAGACGGAAGGCAGCAGCUGGCCUUGUUUCUGGCUCAGAAGUAUCUGCACAACUUUGAGGCCACACACUGCACCCCGCUCCCAGCCCAGAACUUCCAGAUGCCCUGGCACCUCUAGCGACCACAGUGGGACUCGUUCUGAAAGAGUGGGACAGGAGGAGACAGGAGGAAGGAUCCUCUUAUUUGUGAUUCUCUGUGUUCAUGUUGCUGUUUAUAGUUUGUGGGAAGUGGGGGGACUGUCCCCCUUCUCACUGCCCUCUUGCACGUUUCCCCUCAUCCCUCUGGCAGUACCUAACCUUUCCCAACACGCAGCCUGCAUUCGAUGGAUUAUUCCUAAUAAUUAAUAAAAAGGUAUUUUUUCUACA